AUGGCCGAUUCCUACACUGCCUUCAUAGACACCACCCUCGACACUCACCUGGCCUUAAUUGUUGCCGCUUCCGACACUGUUUCCGACCUCAAGAAGAAAAUACUUGAUGAACACAAGCUCUGCUUUCCGACCACUGGGGACAUUAAAAUUCAUGCUUUGAAGGUAAAACGUCGAGGGAUCUUUUACCAUUUAUCGGAAUCCAUGUUUCUAAAGAGUGUCUUUGACGGCACCAAUAAAAAUUGGUUUGUUAAUGUUGAUGCUUCUACUAUAGAGGACAAUGAUGACAAACAGCUUCCGCUCAAUCCCGAUUCUACCAACCUAGUAGCUCAGGUUGGUACCACAAAAAAUGGUUUAACUGACGAGGCUAACCUUCUCCCUGCUAGCCAUCCAAAAAGCUUGUUCAAUGUUGGUGAUUUAUCCCGGUCGCUAGAUGAGAGUGGCCAGCUCUCGAAACAGAAGGCUGACCAGCUGGGUUUUUCUGUUGCUGGAACAGAAGAAUUAAAUAAUUCAUGCUUAGUUGCAUAUAAAGGUGAUCAUCACGAUAAGGUUACAAAAUUGGCCGACAGUGGGUCAAAUCCUCCUAUACAGGAGAAAUAUGAUGAACCCAGCAAGGAAAAUGAAGUUCAAGAAACUGCAACUGGAGGUGUGGAAGGUGGUUCUGAGGAUGGGAUUGGUGAUAUUCAAGGCAGUACACCAUCAGAUGGAGCUCUUGCAACAGGAUUUGGUGCAAAGAAAAAGAAUAAAAGGAAGAGGAAAAGUAAGGAUGAUACAGAUGACCUUGCUGUAAAGGAAAAGGAUGCUUUAGUGUGUCAAUCUGGUGAAAAUGAAUCACAACAAGAGAGUGUUGCGAAGAAAAGGCGUAAAAUUGAGGAGGAAAAUGGGGGUGAUGGUUCAGUGAAGGAGAAGGAAAUUGUCCUUUCCGAUUCCAAUAAAGAGAUAUCCAAGCAUCCUACUAUCUCUCAGCACCAUUUAGUAAACAAUCAGAAAAAUGCACAUGCUGCUUUAGACUGUUUACCCUCUGAAACUCUGGAUCGUGUCAAUUUGACGUCAGACUGUCCAAGCAGCGGGAAGGGGAAAAAGAAAAAGAAAUCAAUAAAUCCUCUUAAUCUAGUAACUGCUGGAGUUCCUUCAUCCAAUGAAGAUGUUAGGGGAGAGAGUAUGGAAGUUAACCCCAAUGAUUUCAGCAAAGAGCCCAAUACAGCACCUGCUUCUGUUCGGGGAAUAACAAUUUCUGAGUCCUGUGCUAUCUCUGUGAAGGAAAAACACAUUGAUCCUGCCCAACAAGAUAAAAGGCCCUCUCCACAAGACAUGGAUAUGAAUGACACAGACACUACCGAUGCAAAAGUUGAUGGACUUGAAGAGGAAAGAGAGUCAUUGCACCCAGAAUCUCUGCCACAUGAGAAGUGCAAAAUAUCUGACAUGAGAUCUAAAGAAGCAGUUAAUACUUCUCAACCGAUUGAGGCUAGUGAAACUGUGAAUCCUGGGACACAAUCCAAGAAGAGAAAGAAAUCCAAAAGGACGGGGAAUUUGUUGAGCACAACACCAACAUCAGUAACCAAACAUGUUAAAAGCUCUGCAGCUGCUAAUGCUGCUUCAACCGAGUCUCAUAAAGCUGUGAAUGUGGAUGAUUCCAAUGAUAAAGGAUCAGGUUCAGAAAAUGUUAAGAGCUCUGCAGCUACUGGCACUGCUUCAACUGAGCGCCAUAAAGCUGUGAAUGGAGAUGAUUUCAAUGCUAAAGUUAACCAAGAGGAAAGCAAUUUGCCUGCAAAGGAAGGGAAAGAAGUAGCGGAAAUGGAUACUGUUGUGACUUCUGAAUUGGUUAAGGCUAGUGAAACUGUGGAUCCUGGGACAGCAUCAAAGAAAAGAAAGAAGUCCAAAAGGAUGACAGGUUCGUUAAGCAGAACACCAGCAUCAGGUAAAGAACAUGUUAAUAGCUCUGCGGCUGCUGAUGCUGCUUCAAUGGAGCCUCAUAAAGCUGUCAAUGACAAUUCCAAUGAUAAAGUUAACCAGGAGGAAAGCAAUUUGCUGGCGAAGGAAGGGAAACAAGUCUCGGAAAUGGAUAGAGAAGUAGUUGUCACUUCUGAAUUGGUUGAGGCUAGUGAAGCUGCAAAUCCUGAGACACCAUUGAAGACAAGAAAGAAGUCCAAACAGAGAAGGGAUUUAUUAACCGGAACACCAACAUCCGGUACAGAACAUGUUAAUGGUUCUGUGGCUGACAUUUCUCCGACUAAGCCUCAUGAUGCUGUGAAUAUGGAUGAUUCCAAGGAUAAUGGAAAUAAAGAGGAAAGUAAUAUGGCUGCAAAGAAAGGGAAAGUGGUGUCAGAAAUGGAUGCAGCAAGUACUUUUCAUCUAGCUACUGAUACAGAAAUUGAUAAUGUGAUUGAGAAUGUGGUGAAAAAUGCUGUCAGUGGUUAUCCAUCUAAAACUGAUCAUUCUGACAAAGCUGGUUGUGGUAUGGAAGUUUCCUGUGGAAGUGAUAGGAUCAACUUCAACAAGUACUUUGUGCCUAGCCAAGACCAUGGCGAAACUGCUGCGUCUGGAGAGGUGAUUGUUGACAAAGCAACUAAAGCAAAAGAAAUUAGUGGUAUGAAUCCUAACAAGAAGAAAAAGAAGCUAGAUGCACAUUCUCAUGGUCCUUCAUCUGAUUUACAUGGUUCAUUGAGGUUAAAUGGGAACAAUGGAAUUCGAGAAAAGCCUCCAGCUGGUGGGGUUAAAGUUCCACCAUCUAGCAAGUCUCAUAAGAUCAGUUCCAUUCCUGCAGAAGCCAGAAAAUCUGGUGCUUUGACACCUGUUGACCCCGAUACCUUUGCAACAAAUAACAAAGAACCUUCUGGUGCAUCAAAUUCUAGCUUGGAAAGUUCUAGAAGCAUAAGGGGUAGAGGGCAUGGCUCAGAUAAAGAUUUCAAUCAAAUGAACGGUAGAAAAGUUUACCCUGCUAAAAUUGGGGAGGUUGUAAAUAGUUCACAACGUAAAAAGAGCUUAACAGGAAAAUCAGGCACAAUAUUCCAGGAUGAUAAUUAUGAGCAUUCUGCUGAUGAUAGAACUGACAGUUCAGAUUCCAGCACUAGAACUCCAGACAAUUCAUCGUCUUCUGACUACUCAGACGGAGAAAGCAAUUCAGAUGUUAACUCAUGUGAAAAUGGAUAUAACAGCUUGAAGAGCAAGGAAGGUGGUGGAAAGAACAUCAAAAAACCAUUUUCUUCAGGUCUAACCUUGGAGAAGAUCCUUAAAAGUUCAAGCAGAUAUAAGCAGGCCAAGCUAACAGCUUCCCAGUCGCAGCCGGAGGACACCGAAAGUGAGCCUGUUGAUAUUGUUCCGGACAGUCAAGCAAACCCUUGA
Dovyalis caffra is the source of this 3339-nucleotide messenger RNA. The record is from the annotation of a GenBank genome assembly. NCBI's taxonomy places the organism in Eukaryota, Viridiplantae, Streptophyta, Magnoliopsida, Malpighiales, Salicaceae.